UAAGACCAAAUCACUCCCUCUCCAGUCAGCCUGUGCAGUUCCAUAGCAUAUGCUCUGGUCCAAGCAUGCUAGAAAUGCCAGUCUUUUCCACUGGCCUUCCAGGGUUGGCUGUUGAAAAGCUUCCCCACAGCAUGAUGCUGCCACCACCAUGCUUCACAGUGGAGAUGGUGUGUUUGUGCAUGUCAGGAGAUUGGCCCAUCAUGAGGCUUUCAUCACAUCCUCCACCACUCUCUCCCAACACUUCCCAGUUCCCAGCUCUCUCAGACUGGGAGGCUCCCAGCUUCACCCGGGCUGCUCAGUUCCGUGUUGGUGCCACCUUCAUCCUUUUCCUGUUUGCAGCCUGCAGCAACCUCGCCUUAUUGGUCAGUCUGUGGUGUGGGCGUGGCCGUCGUCUGGCAUCUCACCUGCGUCCGCUGAUGCUGAGCUUGGCGUCAGCCGACCUGAUGAUGACGUUCGUGGUGAUGCCUCUGGACGCCGUCUGGAACGUGACAGUGCAGUGGUACGGAGGAGAUGUGCUCUGUAAGCUGCUCUGCUUCCUGAAGCUGUUUGCCAUGCACGCUGCCGCCUUCAUCCUCGUGGUCAUCAGCCUCGACCGGCAGCACGCCAUCCUGCACCCGCUCGAUGCUCUGAGUGCGCACCACAGGAACCGCCGGAUGCUGCUGAUGGCCUGGAGCCUCAGCGUUCUACUCGCAUCACCACAGGACCCGGUUCAGGCAGUCCAGAGUUUCCGGCGUGCUGCAGAGAGUUACCAUGUUGCGGCCGUGUUGGAUUUUGCAGCUGUUGCCCUCAAAGAAGCAGGGAGUCACAUGGUCCAAUCAGAUUAGUUCAGCAAUGACGACAUCAUCGGCGUCUUGACAGAGUGUCUGAGUUUGACUGAGAGCAUCUCUGACCUGGGGAUUCUUGGUGAGUUGUACCUGUCAGUGGGAGUGUCUUACUGCCGUCUCAGGUGUUUCCCUGAGGCUGUUCUGACUUUCCGUCAGGCUCUCAGGCCCUCAGCUCAGCAGCCCCCUCUGCUGGCCAAAGUGAUGCACAACCUUGGAGCGGCUCUAAACGCUGAGGGCCAGUACACAGCAGCCGUGACG
Molecule: messenger RNA, 1082 nt
Organism: Cheilinus undulatus (humphead wrasse)
Lineage: Eukaryota; Metazoa; Chordata; Actinopteri; Labriformes; Labridae
Product: gonadotropin-releasing hormone II receptor-like
Exons: 4
Coding region: 66-824 (252 amino acids)
Biological process (GO): G protein-coupled receptor signaling pathway
Cellular component (GO): membrane
Molecular function (GO): peptide binding; gonadotropin-releasing hormone receptor activity
Source: RefSeq, a predicted model, not a curated record